AUGAGUGCUCGCAACAACGGUCCCGCUGGCAAAUUCCGCAUUGAAGCUUCUUGGAAUGAGGCUCACGGUACAUACCGAGCCAAUGACCAAAUGCCUCUUCCCAAGACAUUAAAGUGUAUCUUUUGCGACCAGGAGAAGCAGUUGGACGCAUUUUCAAAGACUCAGUUGGCCAAGGCCACUUUCAACCCCUAUGCACCUGCAGGAUACAACAACAAGAAAAAGACCAUUACUUGCAAACAAUGCACAGCCAAGCAAACGGUCACGUUGACCUGCAUGACCUGUACAAAAACCAAACCACUUGAGCAAUUCGCGAGGAACCAACGCCGCCACAAUGAGAAAGCCCGUUGCUUAAAGUGCAUGAAGAAGCGUGAGGAGGAGGACAUGAACGACUCUGACCCAGACUAUUCAUCGGAUGACGACGAGCUUCGCGAGACUUGGCAUGAUUUCACAUAA
Messenger RNA from Lichtheimia ornata, 453 nucleotides. RefSeq lists its product as uncharacterized. Lineage: Eukaryota; Fungi; Mucoromycota; Mucoromycetes; Mucorales; Lichtheimiaceae. The coding region runs from base 1 to 453 and encodes 150 amino acids. The record is from RefSeq and is a predicted model, not a curated record. The transcript has 6 exons.